This is a messenger RNA of Geodia barretti, 1069 nucleotides long. The record is from the annotation of a GenBank genome assembly. Lineage: Eukaryota; Metazoa; Porifera; Demospongiae; Tetractinellida; Geodiidae.
GCCUACUACUCUGUCAGAAUGGGUGGAGUUCACUGAUGGCUGCAUCUCAGAUUGGACAUGUGGAGGUUGUGGACAAGUUAUUACAACAUGGAGCCACAGUAGACCUGCAAACAGAGGUACACACACUAUAUGUACAUACGCAAUGCAAGCAAACGCGUGUGCAAAACGUAAUCUCAGAACAGUGAGGUGAAGGGAACAUGCAUACUUCAUUGAGUUCUCUGAAAAAGUCUGUCGUCUAGGUCGGGUGCACGAUCAGCAACACAGCAGAUUGCAUUCUGUUUUAUCAGUUACAUAUAUACAUGUAGCAUCCAUCAAUUUCAAAAUAAUAGAAACAUGUGGCUUCAUUGCUUGAGAAGCCAGCCCCAAUGUCUUUCUUUUUACCCGAAAAUGCCCAUGGUAUAUAGCUCCCCUCACAACAGCUUUACAUAUGCACUAUAUUGGUGACGAUUAGGAUCAUUAUCUAUGGUUUGUCCGUCUGUUAGUACGUUUUCUGCCACCACGCGCAACAGGACAACAAAAGAGUGAUACCAAAAGGUUCAGCGCUGCACCGGCUUAAUUUUAUGUUUAGUGAAUUUCGUAAAAGUACUACGUUCCAGACUUAUGGCGUAGAAACCAACUGAAAGUACGAUUCAGACUACUCCGUGUGUCAUGUCAGAAUGGGUGGAGUUCACUGAUGAUGGCAUCUCAUUUUGGACAUGUGGAGGUGGUGGACAAGUUAUUACAGCAUGGAGCCACAGUAGACCUGCAGAGUGAGGAAGGACUUUCUGCUUUGAUGAUGUGUUGUGAUGAUGGAAAUUCAGAGAUGACAAAACUCCUACUUAAUUAUCAGGCUAAUCCUGACCUCCAGCAAUCAUUAACUGGAUACACAGCUCUGAUGUUUGCCUGCAAGGGAGGUCAUCUGGAUACGGUAAUAGGUCUCAUGGAACACGGAGCUGAUGCAAAGAUUAGGAAUGUGGAAGGCAUCACAGCAUCCGAUGUGGCAUCAGCCAAUGAAUUUUGGGAUUUGUGUGCCGUAAUUGAACUAAUGGAGCCACAAGCUACAGCUGAUAUCACAGAGUCAAGACGUUAG